GCGGAGUCCUCCCUCAUCACCAGCAGCAGGGAAGUGAUGUCAGUCAGACACCUCCAGCAGAUUACUGACAGAGCGGAGACAGCAACAGGGGGAGAAUUUAACGAACCUCCUCAAAAUCCACCUUCAUCCGCAAAGAAUUAACAAGUAUCCAUAUCAAAAACAGCGGGAGCAUAAAGUACGAACUGCAACCUUUUUAACAAGCUGCGUAUUAGCACAAUAUGAGGUUAGUAGGGUUUUAAAAUAAGUGGCGAAAGAUUGGGAGAGCUGAAUUCAUCCGGAGACAACAUAACGUCACAAGAAGACACAAUUCAUCGCUCCAGGAGGGUUUUAAUGUGUUGGGUGUUUUGAACAGGCUUUGCCGGUUAAACCUAAACAUUUUUUUGGGCUUUUUUGAAGCUAGCGAGCGCGCUUGCUAGCUAGCCGAAGACAGAUCGCUUAAAACCAUGGAGUUAAGAGUGGGAAACCGAUAUAGACUGGGCAGGAAGAUAGGCAGUGGAUCGUUUGGGGACAUCUACCUGGGUACCGAUAUCUCAGUUGGAGAGGAGGUAGCCAUCAAGUUGGAAUGUGUGAAGACCAAACACCCCCAGCUCCACAUCGAGAGCAAAAUCUACAAGAUGAUGCAGGGUGGAGUGGGUAUUCCGACAAUAAAGUGGUGCGGGGCCGAGGGGGACUACAACGUGAUGGUGAUGGAGCUGCUGGGGCCCAGUCUGGAGGACCUGUUCAACUUCUGCUCUCGAAAGUUCAGCCUCAAGACAGUCCUGCUGCUGGCUGACCAGAUGAUCAGCCGCAUUGAGUACAUCCACUCCAAGAACUUCAUCCACAGAGACGUGAAGCCAGACAACUUCCUGAUGGGGCUGGGCAAGAAGGGCAACCUGGUCUACAUCAUCGACUUCGGCCUGGCCAAGAAGUACCGCGACGCCCGCACACACCAGCACAUCCCCUACCGCGAGAACAAGAACCUGACCGGCACCGCCCGCUACGCCUCCAUAAACACACAUCUGGGCAUCGAACAGUCCAGGCGGGACGACUUGGAGUCGCUGGGCUACGUCCUCAUGUACUUCAACCUGGGUUCUCUGCCCUGGCAAGGCCUCAAAGCUGCCACCAAAAGGCAGAAGUACGAACGCAUCAGUGAGAAGAAAAUGUCCACGCCAAUCGAGGUCCUCUGCAAAGGCUACCCAUCCGAGUUUGCCACCUACCUGAACUUCUGCCGCUCGCUGCGCUUCGACGACAAGCCUGACUACUCGUACCUCCGCCAGCUCUUCAGGAACCUCUUCCACAGACAGGGCUUCUCCUACGACUACGUCUUUGACUGGAACAUGCUCAAAUUUGGUGCCAACAGGGCCGUGGAGGACGCAGAGAGGGAGCGUCGGGAGCGCGAGGAGAGGCUGAGGCACAGCAGGAACCCCGCAGCCAGGGGCAUGCCCUCGGCCUCUGGAAGAGCCAGGGCAGCUCCGGACGUCGCAGCCCCCUCACCACUCAACCCUGCCUCACACACAGGUCUGGAGAAGGAGAGGAAGGUGAGCAUGCGUCUUCAUCGUGGGGCACCUGUCAACAUCUCCUCUUCAGACCUGACGGGACGCCAGGACACAUCCCGCAUGUCCUCACAGGCCCUGUCCCGGGUCACACCCAGUGGCCUUCAGUCCGCGGCUCCACGGUGAAACCCUCCCAUCCAUCCGUGCACCAUGUAGGCCUCAACGUGCUCCACCUGCAGCGUACACACACACACACACACACCCACCCCUAAAUAUUAAGACACACAGGACUCUUACAUGACACAGAGGACUACCAACUAAUGCUGAGUCCGGCUGCGCUCUUGUUCACUUGACAGAGGAAAAGAUGCACAACCAGGAGUGUAUGUGUGUUUGUGUGUGUGUGUGUGGGGGGGGGGGAUGGGAGGUAGGCGGGUGGAGUACAGUUUGGUAGCAGCCACGGCUUCCCUUCUUUUCCAAUGGAAGAUGUGGAAGCCCCUCUCUUACAGUUGAUCAAGCCAUGGAUUCACUUUCUUUUUAAACUUUUGGUUUUACUUAUUUUUGUUCUUUAGCAUUAAAACUUCUCUGACACCAGCUCCACUGAUCAGACUUCACAAGGGCUGGAGAAUGAUUCUGUAAGCUGUUAAAAAUAGUGCGUGGGACAUUUUUGAUUCUGAAAGCAGGAAGACGUGUGAUCCAUCGUGGCCGCGUUAAAGGACACUGACUCCUUAAACCCCACAAGUCAACUUUUUAUUUUGUUUAAAUGUGUUUUAAAGGUAGGAUGAACCCCCUUGUUUUUAAGAAUAGGACAAAAGAUAUUUGAAUGUUCUAUUUUCAAAGGCGAUCCCAUAUAUCCCCCAGAGUAUUUUUUUUUUUUUUUUUUUUUUGGUCCUCCUCAGGUGCAUUGGAACCAGGAUGUUGUAGUAAAUCCAAAAACACACGGCACAUUUUCUGUCUGUCUUCAGGUUGUGAUGCAGUGUGCUGCCUUGGAAAGCUGUGAAUGAAUCGAUCUGUCCACAUUGAAUGGAUGAGAUGUUGUUUUUAAGCCGGUGAAUAGUGAUGUGGUUUUGUGUGUGUUUGUGUGGUUCUGUCUUAGGGUUAUACAAGCUUAAAGGGGGUGGGGAUAAACAUGUUGAGGCGUAUUUACUUUUCGGGUUUUAACAUCCUGACCUCACUCUGGACCACUUAACCCUCUGGCCAUUUCCUACCUAGACCUCGUCAAACGCUCGCGGUCUGCCUAACACGUGCUUAAAUAAUGGCAUUUUUCCAAUGGAAUGCUACAUCAUACUACUCUACAGUUUUCAGUCAACUAGCACAGAGGAAACAAGGAGCUGGUAUAGCCAACUACUCCACAAUGGUUAUUUUGCAGUCGUUAUUGUUGGAGAAAUGCAUCCUGGUAAGCAAAACAAACGGCUCUUUAGUGAGUUUGGUCUUCUAGCCUUAUUUAAAUCCUUUAACACUGACUACGUGCCAAUACAGCAGAUGUGUACAACCAAACUAUGUCUACUCUAUUGGAGCCAGUCUGUCCUUGACAUGUGACAACAUUAAAGGCACACUCCACCAAGUUUACACAUCAAGAUCAGUUUAUUAGUCACGAAGAGCACUGCUCAGCCUGUGAAAACGGGUGUAGAUUGUCAUCUGUAGAGAAGACUAUUGAGUUGCAUCAUGGGAAAUGUAAGAUCCAGGGCUUUUGGGGAUUGAUCCACACAAUGGGGGGGGGGGGGGCUUAUAUCUUAUCCCCUUUUGCCUUCCUUUUGACCAUUUUUUUUCUUCUUCUUUUAGUCUGUUGCAAGUCCCACAACUUAAUUGGAGCACAAUACUAAAUGCCAAGUGUUCCUGAUUCCACUCCUCGGACGUUUGAUGUAUCCUCAAAUAAAAAAAAAAAAUUUAAAAAAAAAAGGGUGGCACAAUAAGGUUCAGAGAUACAACAGACUAAAGGUUUAAUGUAAUUAGAACAGUUCAAUUAAACCUCGAUCAGCUGAUCUUUCUGACCAACUCGGGACAUCCCCAUGAGAAGUUCUGACGAGAGCUGUGAGAGUCCGGGUAGAAAAUGGACCGGUGUGCCUUUAAAAUCAGGCUAAAUGGAAAGUGAGGAGGUUUUGGAGAGCGAGGUUUUCGGACUGAGCGUUGUCUUAAGAAAAGGUCCUGGCGCUGCUGGAGCUACGAGCCCCAGUGACCUGCGUCCUUCAUCUGAGCAGUCGGCCGAACCGACCAAUGAAUCCUGCCGAUUUGGUAGUAGGAAAUCCUCGAUAUGGUAGACUGGUUGCAAAGUAUUGUUGGCCGUUUUUCUGUAGUUUGAGGGAAAAGGGGUUGUAGUGGUAAUUUGUACAUGUUUGUUCUGUUGUGUAUAGGAUGUGCUUACUGUCUACCACGUCCUCAUGAGCCGCUGUACGGUUCCGGAUAAGAACAGCGGUGUAUGGAGGGACUGGGAAUGCCUCACUCCAUUAGCUUAAAAUAUAUAUCCCUCCCUCCCUCACCUGGGGGCUUGAAAAACAAAACAAAAAAAAAAAAAGUGAUGGAUUUUUUGUCACACUGAUGAUGGCUAUGAUAGAUGCAAGUACACUUUAAGGGAUAAUAGUUUUUUUUCAGUCUGUCAUGUCUGCUUCUCUCAGUUCUUUAUUUUGUCACCUCCUGUCCAAUGUUGCUUUUAACUGCAGUGGAUAUGGUCGCUCAUGUCCCACAAUGCAUCUCUUACUGUGGAUUCAUGGGAAAUCUCUCUUUCCGCUCCCACCUUAAGACUUUUGCUCCUCAUUUGUAAUGCCACUGUAUUUGUGUAUUUUAAAAGUGUAAAUAAAUUAAUAAGUACUUGUA
Sander lucioperca (pikeperch) is the source of this 4280-nucleotide messenger RNA. It is a transcript of the gene csnk1da, whose product is annotated as casein kinase 1, delta a. Gene Ontology annotation, cellular component: cytoplasm; nucleus. The coding region runs from base 444 to 1658 and encodes 404 amino acids. Lineage: Eukaryota; Metazoa; Chordata; Actinopteri; Perciformes; Percidae. The transcript is spliced from 9 exons. Gene Ontology annotation, molecular function: protein serine/threonine kinase activity; ATP binding. Gene Ontology annotation, biological process: peptidyl-serine phosphorylation; signal transduction; endocytosis. The record is from RefSeq and is a predicted model, not a curated record.